AUGGCUUAUUCUACAGGUAGAGGAGGUGCUGGUAAUAUACAUCAUUCAAAAAAUAAAACUUCAGAAAAUAACAUAAUAUCUCCACAAUCUUCAUCAAAAUUAGUAUCACCUCAAAAUUCCAACCAAGACGAUGAUGAUCAUCAUCAUAAUCAUCAUAAUCAUCCUAAUAGCAACAGUCAAUUACACAAAGUAACAUCAAAUGGUGCUAAUAAAAGAGUAUAUUAUUCUACUGGUAGAGGUGGAGCAGGUAAUAUUCAAGCAUCAGAUCAAAUUCCAAGUCCAAAAUUAGCACCGCAAGGGUCAAAUACUCCUCAUUUAACAACUUCAAAAGUAUCGACAGGACGAGGUGGUUAUGGAAAUAUGAUAAAUAAUGAUGAUCCAGAAUUGACAAGAAAAUUACAAGAUGUUGAUGGUAAAGAUUUAUAUCCUGUUAAUUCGAGUAAAAGUUUUAGCGUUGGACGAGGGGGUUUUGGUAAUGUUAUUUCAAAUUCAAAACUGAUUGAAAGUAAUAAUGAUAAUGAACAUCAUCAUCAACAACAACAACAACAACCAAAUUUAUAUACAAUUUCAUCACAUUCUGAUAAGAAAAAGAAGAAUGGAAUACUUUAUAAAAUUAAAGAAAUAUUUAAAUAA
Molecule: messenger RNA, 633 nt
Organism: Insectozyma verbasci
Lineage: Eukaryota; Fungi; Ascomycota; Pichiomycetes; Serinales; Debaryomycetaceae
Source: the annotation of a GenBank genome assembly